AUGGACUCCGACGAGGACCUCGCCUCGACCCUCGGCUCCGAGGAAGACUUCAAUCUCCAAGACGACAGCGACGAUGCCGAGGAGUUCGACGCGUUCGACGAGGACCCCGACGACGAACCGGACAUGGGAUCCGUCAAGGAGUCGAAGAAGAAGGUGGCCUAUGACAUCAGCUACAAGGUCUAUGCACCCGAGGACAUCCAACAGCAGCAAAAGGACAUGAUGGAUGAAGUAAAUAUGAUCCUCGAGAUGCGUCCCGAGGAUGCUGCCAUCCUCUUGCGCUACUUCCGAUGGAACAAGGAGAGGCUCAUGGAGGACUACAUGGACAACAGCGCCAAGGUCCUCGAGGCUUCUGGUCUCAGGUCGACUAGUGACAACCUGCCCAAGCUCGAGACCGUCCCCGACUUCAUGUGUGACAUCUGCUGUGACGACGAGGAGGGCCUCCGGUCCUUCGCCCUGAAGUGCGGACACCGUUUCUGCGUCGACUGCUACCGCCAGUACCUCACCCAGAAGAUCCGCGAGGAAGGCGAAGCCGCUAGAAUACAGUGUCCGUCCGAAGGCUGCUCACGUAUCAUCGAUGCCCGAUCGCUCGAUCUUCUCGUCACCCACGAGCUCAGGGACCGCUAUCAAGAGCUAUUAAACCGCACGUAUGUUGAAGACAAGGAUAUUCUCAAGUGGUGCCCAGCCCCGGACUGUGAGAACGCCGUCGAGUGCGCCAUCAAGAAGAAGGACUUGGACAAGGUGGUUCCCACAGUUGCCUGCGCCUGUGGCCACCGCUUCUGUUUCGGCUGUAUCCUCAAUGACCACCAGCCCGCCCCCUGUGCCCUCGUCAGGCAGUGGCUCAAAAAGUGCGCCGACGACAGCGAGACUGCCAACUGGAUCUCGGCAAACACCAAGGAGUGUCCCAAAUGCAAUUCCACUAUAGAGAAGAACGGCGGUUGCAACCACAUGACAUGCAGGAAAUGCAAGCACGAAUUCUGCUGGAUGUGUAUGGGCUUGUGGUCAGAGCACGGCACCAGCUGGUACAACUGCAGCCGCUUCGACGAGAAAAGUGGCCAUGACGCCCGAGAUGCCCAAGCCAAGUCCAGGAAGUCUCUGGAGCGUUACCUCCACUACUACAACAGAUACGCCAAUCACGAGCAAUCGGCCAAGCUGGACAAGGACAUCUACGUCAAGACGGAGAAGAAGAUGGUUCAGCUCCAGACGGCUUCCGGCAUGUCUUGGAUCGAGGUUCAGUAUCUCAACUCGGCAUCCCAAGCACUGCAGACCUGUCGUCAGACCCUCAAGUGGACUUACGCCUUCGCCUUCUACCUGGCACGCAACAAUCUUACUGAGAUUUUCGAGGACAAUCAGAAGGAUCUGGAGAUGGCCGUGGAGAACUUGUCCGAGAUGUUUGAGAAGCCCGUGUCAGAGUUGGCAGACCCCAAACUGAAGGUGGAGAUCAUGGACAAGACGGCCUACUGCAACAAGCGCCGCAUCAUCGUCCUCGAAGACACAGCCGACAACUUGGCAAAUUGCCGAUGGCAGUUCAGCCUUGAUUUGAAGCCCGCGGGUACAGGCAGUCGGAAAUAG
Messenger RNA from Truncatella angustata, 1569 nucleotides. Its product is annotated as IBR domain-containing protein. The coding region runs from base 1 to 1569 and encodes 522 amino acids. Lineage: Eukaryota; Fungi; Ascomycota; Sordariomycetes; Amphisphaeriales; Sporocadaceae. Gene Ontology annotation, molecular function: ubiquitin protein ligase activity; zinc ion binding; ubiquitin conjugating enzyme binding. Gene Ontology annotation, cellular component: ubiquitin ligase complex; cytoplasm. The record is from RefSeq and is a predicted model, not a curated record. Gene Ontology annotation, biological process: protein polyubiquitination; positive regulation of proteasomal ubiquitin-dependent protein catabolic process; ubiquitin-dependent protein catabolic process. The transcript is spliced from 2 exons.